This is a messenger RNA of Cydia fagiglandana, 658 nucleotides long. RefSeq lists its product as uncharacterized. The record is from RefSeq and is a predicted model, not a curated record. The transcript is spliced from 3 exons. The coding region runs from base 97 to 492 and encodes 131 amino acids. NCBI's taxonomy places the organism in Eukaryota, Metazoa, Arthropoda, Insecta, Lepidoptera, Tortricidae.
CAGUGCGUUAAGAUUGAAAAUGGCACGUUUCAGAAAAUCUUUCUAAUUUAGUUGUUCUAACUCUUUUCGUGUAUUUGGGAAAUAUUUAUCUUAAGAAUGAACGAAAUAUGUUUAAUUGUUCUACUCGUUAGUAUUCACUACGUUGCGGCUAUGUUUGAAUACGGAAAACAUAAAAAGGGUGAAGUCUUGUCAUAUAAAUUGGAAAGUAUAAUACCGCAACUCGUACCUAUCUACAGAAUAAAUAUGACGCAAGAUAGAGAUGACAUCGAAAAACAUUACACGUACGUCAACGUGACGACUCUGACACAGGCUUUGUCCAAGCCAAACAUUAUUUUCGAUUCAGGAAGCAACAUGUUAACAUUCUUUAUCAGGUAUCCAGUACACACGAUAUCGAUCGAAGUCACCGGAUACUCGAUGCCGUUGAAAGAUUAUAAUGGGACGGUGGAUUAUGUAACUAUUGCUCCCUUGGAGCUAUCUGAAGAAUUUUUUUAAGAACCUACAGGAGUGGCCAUUUCUCCAUACAAGCGUACUCGACUAUUUCCUCCGUGGGUUUUGAUGCUAGAGCAAUGAUUUUUUCAACACAGAUUAAUAUUGUCAAUAUCUGUGUCGGACCGUUUUGUUUUUCUUUGAUAUUUUUGUUUUUUAAGGCGCUAGAGCC